AUGUCAAAAAUACUUCUUUCAUAUUUAUUUAAAACGAAUUUAUCUGCUUUUCGUGCAGCUAUAUUAGCUAAUGAUACAAAUAGAAUUUGUCGUAUAUUGGAUAUCGAACGUAAUUAUAUCACUAAACCAUUAGAUGGUGCCGGUAAUACUGCUCUUUUAUUAGCAAUUAAAUAUGCAACACCAUUAACUGUUCAAUUAUUACUUAAACAAGGUGCACAACCAGAUCAACCAAAUUUUGUUACUCAUCAGACACCGCUGAGUUUAUUAGCAUCAAAUAUUUAUCAUGAAGACCAAGUACAUGACGCAAAACUUGCACUUGAAAUGGCAACUAUUCUAUUAGAUCAUGAUGCUUAUGUUGAUAAACCAUCAUCAUAUAAAUAUACCGAUGAAAAUGGUAAAGAAAUUGUCAUUAAAGAAACACCAUUAAUGACUGCUGUAAGAACAAAAAAUCUUUCAUUAGCAACAUUAUUUGUUGAUAGAAAAGCUAAUAUAAAUUAUAUGGAACAAGAAACUGAGAAUCGACCUAUUCAUUAUACAAUAAUUCAUGGUGAUGAAGAAAUGUUUGAUUUAUUGGAGAAUGCUGGAGCAUCAAUUCGUACAGUUGUAACAUAUGGUGAUAAUACUUUAUUACAUUGGUUUUGUAGUAAUGUUGCAAAUGAUCAACAUAGAUCCUUGUUAAAAAAAUUAAUUGAAGCAGGUUGUGAUGUUAAUGCAGAAAAUAAUCUUCAACGUACUCCAUUAAUGUCAGCAGCUAAACUUAAUAUGAUAAAUACAUGUGAAAUACUUUUAAAUUGUUAUGCUGAUACAGAGAAAAUUGACUAUCGACAUCAUCGAGCUAUUGAUUUAGCUAAAAUUGGUAGUGAAUGUUUCAAAGUUUUACAAUAUGCAACAAAUGUGAGACCAAGAUCUCAAUCAAAUCAAAAUUUAGAACGAAUAAUUUAUAAAAAACCACUUGCUCCUCAUCGUCAACUUUCUCUACGUAUUAGUGAACCAUCAAAUACUCCGAAUCUUGUUGGAUAUAAAAUAAAACGUUAUCCAUCGAAUACAAAUAAUACAGAAAAAGACGUCGGCAAUGAAAAGAAUUUUCAAUCGACACAAUCUCUCCAAGAACAAGAAAAUGAUUCGAGAUAUAAACGUAAUUGGGGACGAUUACUUCAACGAAAACAAAAAAUACGACAAACAAAACAUUCAUCUACACAAACAAUAAAUGAUCUAUCUUGA
Messenger RNA from Adineta steineri, 1221 nucleotides. Lineage: Eukaryota; Metazoa; Rotifera; Eurotatoria; Adinetida; Adinetidae. The record is from the annotation of a GenBank genome assembly.